AUGAUUGAGGGGCGGAUUCAGAAAAUGAACAGGAUUCAGGAAGCUGUUGAGCUCAGCAGAAACAACUCAGAAAUUGAAGCCCAAGAAGGUCUGCAUAUUUUCACCAAACUCCUUCAGCUAAUCCAGAAAGACCACGCUGAGCUGAGGGAGGUGAUCAACACCAAACAAAAGCAAGUGGAAUCCAACGCCAAAGGAGUCAUGUUAGAACUAGAGCAAGAAAUAAAUGAGCUACGCAAGAGAAGCACACAACUAGAACAUCUGUCAAAUACUACUGACAAUCUAUACCUUCUCAAGACCUUUCCUGCUCUGUCCCAGCUGCCUGACCUCAAGGACCGGUGUGACACUGUAGUCAAAAGUGCUGUCUACGUUGGAACAUUGAGGAGAGCUAUCCGCAAAGUAGGCUCCAAGAUUGAUGAGAACAUUAAGGAUGAAGUUAAAAGAUUGUGCACCACGGAGUUCCAGCGGGCACAACAAUACGCUGUCAAUGUAAAUUUGGAUCUUGACACGGCUCAUCCCAAGUUGGUCCUGUCCGAAGAUAGGAAGCAAGUAUAUCACAAUGACAUUGCUCUCAAAGUACCUGAAAAUCCCAAGAGGUUUUACCCCUGUGUGAGUGUUUUGGGUAAAGACGGUUUCUCAUCCGGUAGGUUUUACUUUGAAGUUGUGGUGAAGGGGAAAACAGAGUGGGAUAUUGGAGUCGGACGGGAAUCUAUGAACAGAAAAGGUGGGAAUACAUUGAAUCCUGAGAACGGAUACUGGGCUUUGGGAAUGAGGAACCCAAAGAGCUACUGGGCACUGAACAGCACCCCCAUCGUGGUGCCGCUGGUCAGCACGCCACAGAAAAUGGGAAUCUAUGUCGACAUGGAGGGAGGGCAAGUGUCGUUUUACGAUGUGGACACUGCCUGCCACAUUUACUCCUUUACUGGGUACUCAUUCACAGAAAAACUAUUCCCCUACUUCAACCCCCGUCGUAACCACGGAGGUACCAACUCUGCACCUCUCAUCAUUUCUCUCAUCAGCGUUUGA
This is a messenger RNA of Knipowitschia caucasica, 1023 nucleotides long. NCBI's taxonomy places the organism in Eukaryota, Metazoa, Chordata, Actinopteri, Gobiiformes, Gobiidae. The record is from the annotation of a GenBank genome assembly.